This is a messenger RNA of Eupeodes corollae, 4510 nucleotides long. RefSeq names its product protein tweety. Bases 278 to 2905 code for a protein of 875 amino acids. Gene Ontology annotation, molecular function: volume-sensitive chloride channel activity; intracellularly calcium-gated chloride channel activity. Gene Ontology annotation, cellular component: plasma membrane. The transcript is spliced from 8 exons. Lineage: Eukaryota; Metazoa; Arthropoda; Insecta; Diptera; Syrphidae. The record is from RefSeq and is a predicted model, not a curated record.
AAGAAAACAAAAUUAAAACAACAAAAAAAAACAAGAAGGCAUACAAUUCAACAUUUCGCUAGAAGAAAUAUGAAUAAUUAAGGACACGAAUGUGGAUUGUAAGUCUAGGCAAAGUUACCUCAAGGAUAACACUUGACACACAUAGUCCUUGCAGUACAAGCGGCUGAUGCAAGUGGAAGUUGAAGGUAGUACAGGACGAAAGAAGCAAAAUAAGAAAAAAAAAAUAAAUAAAACACUAAAACAAAAACCUAAAUAAAAACAAACAAAAAAGACAAAAAUGGGGGACUAUCACGAAUAUACGGAUCAAUAUAAAGUGCCUGUGAUUGCGAAGCUUUUGCAUGCCUUGCCGCACUAUAACAUCACGUUUCACAAAAUCAACAGCACCUUUAGGCCAAAUGAUGAGAUUUAUUUAGAGAGUCUGGGAAUUUUGGGAUCUGCACCGGCUGCGCUUUUAAUUAUAUCACUAUUGGGACUACUUUUAUAUUUGAUGACAAGAUGUUGUGAUAGAAAACCAAGACCGGCGCAUUCGAUAACAAGCUUAAAAGUAGCACUUUCAAUUGUGACGGUGAUGUGUUGUGCAGCUAUUGGAUUAGGUCUUUAUGGUAAUGACGAUCUCCACAAUGGACUGUUGGAAGUGCUGACUGCUGGACGUAAAGUUGACAAUUUGGUCACUACGAUUCGAAAUCAAACUCACAUCCUUGAGAACACAUUGAAAAAUCGUAUCCGACCACAAUUAGUUGAAUUAGCUGACAUCUUUGAUCAGCCAGUAAAUAAUCAAACAGCGCUGUCGAUUCUAUUUGUUUCGCUUAAUAUAGUGCAGGGUAAUGUUACUUUGGCGACAAAUGCAGCCGGUGACAUUCGUCGACCAUUAAUGGGAAUUUCAAUGACACAUUAUCUUUCACGUGGUGACCAGUGGGAAUUGAUUCGAUGGCCAGGCACAGUGGCAACUCUGGCGUUGCUUUUAGUAUUGUGUGCAGUUCUUUUAGUUGGCGUUGCACGUCAUUCACGCUGCGCACUUAUACUUUUCAGCGUUUGUGGCCUCCUGGCAGUAACCGGAUCAUGGUUGAUGUCCGGGCUUUAUUUGUCGUCAUCAGUGGCUGUUGGAGACCUCUGCAUUAAUCCAGCAGAUUUUCUAGUUUUGACUGCACCGAGGGAUCUGCCAACAAAUGUGCUCCUGCAUUACACCCAAUGUGAACCAGGCCACACCAAUCCAUUUACCCAGCGGUUGAGAGAGUCUCAGAACUCCCUUAAUAACGCUCGCAGUGCUAUGGCUACCGUUAUGAAGAUAUCCUUGGUUCUCUUUAAAUCGUCUGGCUUGCAACCUAAGCUAGGUGCGGUCAAUGCGGAUCUCAAUAGUAGUGAGCGCCUUCUAACCCAGCUGACAGCAUUGGUCGAUUGUAAGGUGGUUCAUCAUAACUUCUUAACUGCCGCCAGAGGUCUCUGUGAAGGUGGUUUGCUCGGAUUGGUUCUGAUGUUGAUUGCUAGCUUCAUUGCGGCAAUUUUACUCACCAUCAUGGUUUGGGUGGACUCACAUACAUGGAUUUAUAUUAGAAAACGCAACGACUACGCCCAAGUAGAUGAACCAUCAUACAUCUCUCAUCCAGCACCACAAAACCAUCAACAGAUGAUGAAUGCUCGGACCCUGCCUCGGAAUCCAAAUGGACACUUCAGCCCACCGGCGAUCAGUGGAUCACACACCUUGCAGCAUCCAUCAAAGAGGCAACAGCAGCAUGACAUGAUGGGGCACGCGCACAUGCAGCAGAACAUGAGGGCUAUGGGCACCCAUACUUUGGGAAGGUUGCCAUCGCACAAUCAUAGCCCCACACAUCUAACUGGCCCAAAUAACGAAUCGUCAGCCUGUAGCGACAUGAACAACCGUCAACCAUCGCAGCAACCCAUCUACUGUCAUCAUCCUCAUCCGCAUUCCCAUGCCGCAGCAGCAGCAGCAGCGGCAGCGCAUGCUCAUUAUCAUCAUCAGCACCAGCACCAGCAGCAGUAUCCAUAUGUUCCAGCUAGCGCUCAACAACUUCAACAGCAACAAAAUCAAAUCUACCAGCAAAUUCCAGCACAACUAGGCCCAAUGCCAGUCACCAGUGGUAAUCCACAUUCGAUCUAUCAGUCAACAAGUGGUGCAGCACCUAUUUACGUUUCCAAUUCGGCGACAAUGCGAAGACAAAGUUCCCAAGGCAGCAACGGCCCCCAUUCAUUGUACGGCCAACAUCCACAGCAUCAGCAGUCACAUCAACCACUGCCGCCACACAUGCAACAGCAUCCAGGACCAAUGUCUAAUCAACUAACAACAAAGUCCCCACCGAAAGAAACUAUAGAAGUUCCAAGUUCGAAUAGCAUAGACAGUGCUAUGUACGAACGGGACAAACAAAUCUAUAAGUGUUCGACUCUGCGACAGGGUGGCAAAUUCGAUCCUAAGUAUAAGCCAUCUAUUUUGAAUUGCCCGCUGCCAGAGAUUCCAAAGGAUGCUGGAGAAUCGCCUAAACGAGAAGAACCAAGCAAUAACUAUUCAAAAACCCUCCAACGGCCACCGAUGAAACUGCCGCCUCAUAUGAAGGUGAUAUCACCGCCUAGAAUUGAAAAUCCUUCACUCACACCAUCAUCACAAUCUCAAAAUGGAGGCAAUAAUCAUAUGAAUGGACAGGCGAUGACAACGACAUCAAAUCCAUCACCACCGUCAACGACAGUGACACCAACUCCACCUGGUGCAACAAAUACUCAAACAAAAUCACCUCCUCCUCCAUCAGCGGUCAGUAUGGGUUCUUCUCCCCCCAAAGUCGGUACUCCUCUAAUGAGUGCCAAUAAUAAUUUAUCGAACGGAGAUGACCAAGAUUUGCCACCACCACCGCCACCAGCGUUAAAUGAUGAAUCAAAUUAUGCUGUGACUGAACUUUAAAAAUUAAAUAAAUUUUAAGCUUAAAAUAAGACCCGAUCGAAAAUAUUAUUAUAUAAAUAUGUAAACACACAAAAACCAUACAUAAUAAUAUUUUACUGCUGGUAAGAUUUCAAAAAACAAAACAAACAAAUAUUGAGUGCAUAGAUUUUAAAACACGCCCGCGUUUAUCCUAAAUUGCUGCUUUGGAAAACACAAAAAGGGCUUAAUUUUUUGAUGAUGAAAAAUGAAAAAUAAAGGAUGAAGGAUAAUUUUUGUUUCUAUGAAAAUUGCAAAUUACGCUACAGGCUGAUCAAAUAAUUAUUAAAAAAAUUAAAACUAAUUUGCAAUUUAAUGGAUUCUUUAAUUAUUAUAUGAAAAUUGUGAUUUAAUCGAUGAGUAAGAUAUUGGAAUACAAAAAUAAGAAUCAAAAGAAAACACAUUACUCGUGUGUGUUUUUGAAAGGGGGGUGGGAUAAAUAGAUUAAAAACUUGUAUAGAUGAGAGCUAGCUUUUUAUGUUAAAUUUCAUGAAAAUGGCAUGAAAAUGUUUGCUAAUUUAUUUUGAAAAAUUAUUAUAAAUGUAUAUUAUUUUAGGUAAGAUGUGAUUAGGGUCUUCGAUCUAUAACUUUAGUGGAUGUAACAAUAAAAGUCAAGGAGUUCUUUGUAGGCUAAAAUUAUCUUAAAUUUAAUUUCAACUACACCUGGAUGACAUGGUGAGGUAUACCUAGUCGUGAUAUUUGUAAGUUCUGCUUAAAUUAUAAACACCAUAACACAAGCACUUACAGUAUUUUGUAUUCAUUGUUAUUUCAUUUAAUUGGCCAAAUGGUUGGCUUUAAUGCAAGCUGUUAAACGGUGUAGUAAUCGACCUAUAGUAGGACUCACUGUUUCAACUGAUAUGUUUGACACUUUUUCCGGUAACACUAUCUUAAGAAUUUGAAAAUUCCUGUGAGAUGUCUUUUAGACUUGCUCUCCAAUUCCGACCACAAAAAUCAGUGUUGAGAGUUAGAAUAUCGACUUCUCGAUAGCCUAUCUUAAGCUUCUCUUAGAUCAACGAUAUUGUCCCUGAGGCAAUUUUGUGUGUAGAAGAAUCCAUCCAUGUAUCUCCAUUGAAAAGGGUAUUUUUUAAGACCAAACCCUCCGUUUUCACAUUUAUUUUCAAAAACGCUUGAUGAGACACAGCAACGCAAUGAUGGUUACGUUUGACAAUAAAGGCUUUUUGACUCUUUCUGCAAAGCGUCGAUAGCCCCUCAUGUGUGAAUGCUUAUCAGGAUUAAAAUAGAUCUGGUGAAUCUAUCUUACUCUCCGGACGUUAUUUUUCCUUUCCGAAGGGGUUUUAGUGUAUACUACGACAUCGCUAAAAACACUGGUCGACAAGGUUUUCUCACUGCCAAUAAAAUUUUUGGAAUAAGUUUUGGAUGGUUUAAUUCAAAUCCGACUUCAAAAAUAAUAUAUCAGUCAGGUUUUUUGAGACAUUCGAAAAACAUCAACAUUAAGUUGAAAUAUUUAUAUUACAUCAUAUAAUAUUCAAAAAAUCGAAAAAACACUAAACCAUUUAUGCUAAAACAGUUUUCAACAAUUUGUCUAAACAAUUUCAACAUAAAAAUAAGGUUAAAAACGGUUAUUUUUAA